Messenger RNA from Saccostrea echinata, 703 nucleotides. RefSeq lists its product as uncharacterized. Lineage: Eukaryota; Metazoa; Mollusca; Bivalvia; Ostreida; Ostreidae. The record is from RefSeq and is a predicted model, not a curated record. Bases 131 to 574 code for a protein of 147 amino acids. The transcript is spliced from 6 exons.
AACAGUCCAGGGGACUUAGCAAAAAUAUGCACAUUGUGAACAACAAAACUAUGCCAACUAUUCCAUAAAGACUGAAGACAGAAAUCGUUCAAACAUACUGUGUUCCUGGAACAAUUUUGUUGAACUUUGGAUGGAGUCGCACCAGAAGCAAAGCUCAAAAGAUACACGCCUUGUUUCAGUACCUUCCAUCAGAAAUCCAGAGUCAAAGCAUCAAAGAACCAAAGACAUUUCCAGUCUAUUCCUGGCACCAGCUUUCAGGACGCAGGGAAUUGAGGAAGAAAGGUUUGUCUACGACACACUUAACUAUAGCCUCCAAGAUGACAAGUAUGACAAGCAGAACUUAGGAACUUCUGAUUCAGGGUAUCCAGUAAGAAUGUGUGAAGGUUCAUAUUUCAUUUUCAACCAAAGCAAGGAUAUGACAAAAGCAACACAACAUGGGCACUUGUAUUGGGAGAACGAGUCGGUACCUUCCUGUUACAUGACAACAAACAGACCCUCAAAGAAAACAAAUCUACUGAAGAGAUUCUCUGACGGGAUUGCAAGGAGAAAGAAGAAGAAUGUAUAUCAGUUAUGACGAGCUUAUAGUGAUAACGUUUAUCACAUACAUGUGUAUAUAUGUGCUUAUUAUAUUAAUAUAUUCCUAUAUUUUUGUAAAUACUAAUUAGCAAAAGAAGUCAUUGAUGAAUCAUUACAAAAAAUUAAA